GUGACCUUGAACGUUUCAAAUGUAAUUUCGGUAGACGAGGAUGUAAUGUUGGGAUAGAGAAUCUAUCACUUAGAAGGUUUUCUGUUUUGAAUUUUUAAGAGGGACCUAUUAAAAUUCCGAAAAAAUAAUCAUCUGGUAAUCUGCUGCAAUUUAAAAUGAGUUCAGACUGGAAUUCCUUACCAGUCAAAUUAUCUGAAAGCAUACUAAAAGCUAUCGAUGCAUUAGGAUUUAAAGAGUCUCUGCCCGUUCAGCAAUAUGUUAUUCCUCUCCUAUUAAAUUCAAAAGAUGUUGCAGCUGAAGCUAUCACUGGUUCUGGGAAAACUUUGGCAUUUGUUAUUCCCGUUUUGGAGAUAUUAUUAAAAAGAAAACGCCCAUGGCAAACAUAUGAAAUUGGAGCUUUGAUUUUAUCUCCUACCUGUGAAUUAGCAAUACAAAUAUAUGAAAUAGUGUUACACUUUAUCAAAUAUGUCAAUGCAAACUCCAAUGAGUAUAAUUUCUCAGCGCUUGUCUUCACUAGUAGUGGACGUUCUAGUGGAGCUACAACAAAAUUUCAAGACUUCAAUAAUUUUAAAGAAAAAGGUUCCACUAUUCUUGUUGCUACACCUGGACGGUUAACUGAUUUAAUUUUGGCUGGUGCAGUUGUUGAUUAUGGAUUAGGUAAUAUGGCUAAUCCUGUUAUUCGUGGACUUCGAAGUAUGGAGGUUUUGAUACUUGAUGAAGCUGAUCGUCUUCUAGAAAUGGGAUUUGAAUCACAAAUCAACACCAUCUUAUCUUUCUUACCUAAACAACGAAGAACAGGACUGUUUUCUGCGACUCAAACAACUCGUGUUGAAGAUCUUGUAAGAGCUGGACUCCGUAAUCCAGUUCGUGUGACCGUGAGUCAACAAACACAGAAAGAAUUGGAAUGUGUGAAUAAUCAGUCUCUGCAACAACGCAUUCCAUCUGCACUUCAAAAUUUUUAUACAAUUGUUGAACCAGAUGAGAAAAUUUCACUUAUUGUACGCUUUAUUUUAAUGCAUAGAAAAGAGAAAAUUUUAAUAUUUUUCGCUACAUGUGCAUGUGUAGAUUAUUUCUAUUGUAUACUAAAAGGUCUACUAUCAUUGAAACAAUCAAAACGUAUACAAAGAUUACAUGGAAAAUUGAAUAAAAAACGAUUUGAUCUUUUCACAAAGUUUAAAAAUACAUCCAACGGAAUAUUAUUGUGCACUGAUGUAAUGGCUCGAGGUAUAGAUGUACCACACAUUGAUUGGGUUAUUCAGUGUGAUCCACCAACAAGUGCAAAUGAAUUUGUUCAUCGUUGUGGUCGAACCGCUAGAUGUGGACUUGAAGGCAAUGCUUUAUUGUUUGUUACUUCUCAAGAAGCUGCAUAUAUCAAUUUCCUUCAUAUAAACCAACAAGUAAAUUUAUUACAUAUGGAACGCGAUGAACUUAAUCAACAUAUAACUCCAUUGACUACAGUCGAUACGAUAGAUUCUAUUACUGAACGAAUUCGAAAUCUUUGUAAAAAAGACAAAUUAUUACAUGAGAAAGCAAUACGUGCAUUUGUAUCGUAUGUUCAAUUUUAUCGAAAACACGAAUGUAAUUUACUACUGAAUUAUAAAAAAUUGGAUUAUGGUCGAUUAGCCAACGGUUUUGGACUUUUAAAACUCCCAUCUAUGCCAGAAUUACGAACUGGUAAUGUUAGUUCAUUUAAUCCAUCAAAUGUAGACAUAUCAAAAUUAACUUAUCGGGAUAAAAGUGUAGCUAAACAGCGUGAAUUAAUGCAAUCAUCUGAUGAAACACCUAAAGAAAAUAAACCUAAAUGGUUAAUUAAAAAAGAAAAAAAUAAAGCAUGGAUUGCUAAAAAGAAACGAGCACGUAAAAUUAAAGCAUUAAAGAAACAACAUUUAGUUAAUGAAUCUUUGCACCCGGAAAUCUGUGAAAAGAAGAAUAAGGAGAUAAUAGCAACCAAACAGGAGAAUAGUGUAAAAGAUAUUGAUGAAUUACUUGCCGACUAUAGAUUAUUAAAGAAAUCAUAUAAGGGGAAGAUCAACGAAAAGUGAUUAGAAACUUCUAUUGAUAUAUUCGUCAUGCCACAAAGAAGAAACAAAUUGGAAUUUGCCUUUUGAGCCACUAACACCUUUCUGUACAUGUUCAUUGAUUAUCAAAUAUGCUAGUCUUUUGUAAAUAAAAGAAUACUUGUACCAUACAUCGAAUGCUAACGAUGACAUAUUUUGGCGUGUCUUUCUGUAUUUCUUAUUGUAAAUCUUUUUAU
Molecule: messenger RNA, 2254 nt
Organism: Schistosoma spindalis
Lineage: Eukaryota; Metazoa; Platyhelminthes; Trematoda; Strigeidida; Schistosomatidae
Source: the annotation of a GenBank genome assembly